AUGGCUUUCAUGUCCAGACUGUUACGGUCAUGGAGUAAUUCCAGAUCUCCCAGCAGAAAGGACUCUCCUGGACUAAAUGUUGCUGAACUUGAGCGUCUGCUGUACACUGGGAAAACCACCUGUAAUCAUGCAGAUGAAGUGUGGCCAAGACUCUACAUAGGUGAUCAAGAAAUUGCCUCAAACCGUAAAGAACUUGUCAAGCUUGGGAUCACACACAUCCUCAACUGUGCUAAAAAGAGCAAAUGGAGAGGUGGUGCAGAGUGUUACACUGGCAUGAACAUCACAUAUCACGGCAUUGAGGCCCACGACUUACCCUCUUUCGACAUGAGCAUCAACUUCUACCCAGCGGCCAAGUUCAUUCACAGAGCCCUUAGUUCUGGAGGAACGGUUCUUGUGCAUUGUGCUGUCGGGCUGAGCAGAUCUGCUACGUUGGUGCUGGCCUACCUCAUGAUUUGGCAGAACAUGACUUCAGUGGAGGCCAUCAAGACCGUGAAGGACCACCGUGGCUUCACACCGAACCGUGGUUUCCUACAUCAGCUCAGCGGUCUGGAUAGCAUACUCUGUACCAGCCGAAAUGUAACAUAAAGCCACCUUUAGCAUCUAAAUUUCAACCAUUUUGGCCCAGACCUUUACCUAAUGUGUUGGUAUUGCAGAAAAUGAGAGCAGAGCAUCUUUAGAUACAGUAAGUUUAUUCCAGGUGUCCUUUUGCGCUCAGUAGAAAUGCCUUAUUACAUCAGGACCUCUAGAAAUGUGUGUAAUUCCUUAUUCACUGUUAAAUGUUCAUAU
Molecule: messenger RNA, 786 nt
Organism: Carassius carassius (crucian carp)
Lineage: Eukaryota; Metazoa; Chordata; Actinopteri; Cypriniformes; Cyprinidae
Product: dual specificity protein phosphatase 26-like
Exons: 1
Coding region: 1-585 (194 amino acids)
Biological process (GO): negative regulation of MAPK cascade; protein dephosphorylation
Cellular component (GO): cytoplasm
Molecular function (GO): MAP kinase phosphatase activity; protein tyrosine/serine/threonine phosphatase activity
Source: RefSeq, a predicted model, not a curated record